UCGGCUCAGCCGCUCUGCGCCUGCGCGGGGGCAUUUUCGAACUUAAAGGCGGUUGAGAGGGCGGCGAGGGGGCGUUUUGCUCGCCCGGUGGCGGCGGCAGGUCGAUUCUAUGUUGUGUAAAGGCAUGUAUUGUGCAUGGUAUGAAGGCAACAACACCCCUUGGCCAACUGUAAUACACAGAACCUUUGAAGGAGAGGAGAGCUGGUCUUGUGGUAGCAAGCAUGAUUUGUCCCUGGCUUAUUCAAAUCAGAAUUUCAAAGUAAACCAGAAUCUGAACCUGGAAUCUAUUUAAGGUGGCUUCCCUUUUCUUACAGUGGGCAAGAUGAAGAAAAGAGUAAACGCCAAGACACCAACCGGAGCUUUGUUCCCUAGUGCUGGCAAGCAAACCAAUCUCUCUGCAUGGAGAACAAGUACCCCACAGUCAACGGGCAGCAAAAAGGCACAAACACCCAGUGGGGAUCAGCAAUCUGCUGCUGAAGAACUUGGCCAAAGUCCUCUUGAGGAAGCUCUGGACUAUUUGGAGAAAAUUAAAGACCGCACUUCCCUGAAGAAUAAAGUUCUGCAGCAAUAUUUGGUGACUGUUGAAAAGACUGCCCAGGAGAGAGGCUUGGCACCAGAAGAAAUUGAUAUCUUACUGAACAUAGCACUCAGCGGGAAGUUUGCGGAAGCAAUAAGCACUCGACUGGUGAAGAACCUGAUUCCUACUUCAUUGAUAAAGGAGGAUUCUGUUGUUUCGGCUGUGUCUUGGCUCUGUGUCAGCAAAUGUUCUCGCAACACCCAGGUGCUCUUUCUAAAAUGGCUAAUUGCCAUGUUUGACUUCAUUGAUCGGAAGGAACAGAUUAAUAGCCUCUAUGGCUUCUUCUUCAGCUUCCUACAAGAUGAAAAACUGCACCCCUUUGUCUGCCACGUGCUCUAUUUGUUGACCCGAAGAGAGAACGUGAAACCUUUCCGUGUGCGGAGGCUCCUAGACCUGCAGACCAGGAUGGGAACUGAACCUCCCCUGCAGGCUCUGCUAUUGAUGUACAAGAACUUUGCUCCUGAAAUGGUGUCCAUUACGCUGCCGGCAAACACAAAGAUACGGUUCAAAAAUUCGGAGAAUCUGUGGAAAACAGCUCUCGGCCACAUGAAGCAGCGGAUGUAUGGGCCAUCGCCUGCAUCCCAGCAGAAUUUAAUAGGCAUGGAUUGUCCCCAGUCCAGGAAGAGGAAAUGGAACACACAAGUGGCCUUGUCGGCACGUAGCACCACCUCCAGCCGCGGCUCCGCUGCAGACCAGAAGGCCAGUUGUGCAGAUCCCCUCGGCUGUGCUGAAGCUUUCCCAGUAGAGCAGCUGCAGACCUUUCCCCAGCUGCUGCAAAACAUCCAUCGCUUAGAGCUUCCUUCCCGGAUCGGCUCAGUACUUCGAAAUCCUCUGUUGCUUCACCACAUUAACUGCCUCAGAGAUGACUCUGUCUACCAGAGGAUGUACUUCUGGAUGGGUCAAACGUUCAGAGAAGAAUGCCCUUGGUACAAGACUGAGAACCAGCAAUAUGAAUUGGAGUUCAAGGACUUCCUGGAGAGAGUCUUUGAGGCAGAGUGUUUCUUGCAGGAAGGCUUCUCGUCCUGCGAAGAAUUCCUGUACCGGAGCCUGCCCUUCUGGGACGGCUGCUGCUGCCGGGCCCAAGUGCUGCAGCUGGUGAGCUGGAUUCCUCUCAGCACCUUCUCAGAAAUGAAGUCCCACCUCUGCAAGCCCCUGGCCCAGCUCUUCUUCACCUCCUCCCUCUACUUCAAGUGCAGCGUCCUGGAAAGCUUGAGGGAGCUGUUGUUGAACUGGCUGAACUGGCACGUCAUGCAAGCAGACAUGGCGACGGAGCUGAAUGCUGAUCUCCUGAACACCACCCUUUCUGGCCUGGUCAGCUCCGUGGCAGAGCUCAUCCACUUGGUCGGCCGGCUGUCGACCUCUGCCCUGUGCCUGGAGAACAACUCCACUUUCCUGAUGCACUUCAUCCUGGACUUCUAUGAGAUCGUGUGUGACGUGUACCUGAAGUAUAACCUCCCCUUGGUGGUGAUGCCUCCUGCUGGCGUCUUCUAUCCGGCGCUCCUCAGCAUGGAUUCUGUCACACUGGACCAGCUCUGCCACAUCAUGUACAGGUAUCGGACCAACCUGGUUGCUGCAAAACAAAAUCAACAGGCCAAAAAGACAAUGCUGCAAUUCAAGUUCAGCAGCCGGACGUGCCAGGAAUACAACCGGUACCUCACAGCCAUGGUUGGGUGUCUGUGGACUUCCAAUGUCUUCCAGAAAGACUUUCACCCUCAGGGCAUCAAGAUGGACCCGGAAGUGCUGGAGAAGGCCAAGCUGCAGGAGUACUGGAAGAGCCUGAACAUCGUCUUCCACCCGGCCCUGACGGGCUACGCGGUGCUCUUCCUGGAGCAGGCACAGAACGACGGCAAACCCCCAAACUUCAAAUUAAUUCAGGGGAAGAGAUGGGAGUGGUACCUGGAAUAUAUGUACUCCCAAGAACUGCAAGGCCUCAAACUCUUCAUCAAAAGCAGCAUCAAUCGCGUUUCCCGGCAUCCUCAGACCAAAGCAAGCAAGUGAAACGGACACAACUGGCCUCCAGCUUGUAGACUGUUCUGGUCACCCACAGGCAACGAUGGGAUGCUGUUGGACUGCUGUCCUUGGGAAGAGGGGCCCUUCAGUCUCUUGAAACUGGCGCCGGCUGAAAAGCAAUAAUGGUGCUGGCCGUCCUCCAGCGGCAAGAGCAGAAGUCCGGCGGUCCCUGCCUGGCUGGCCUCUGGGCAACAUUCAGCCUUCCCCUCUUCUGCCGCUAGUGACUACAAAGUAAAACCAAGCGCACUUGACACAGGAGCAGCGUCUUCCCAUCACAGGAAUGGAGGGAAAUGUUUGAAUUGAAACACGGUGGGCGGAGACGGUCGUGAGAAUUGCCAGCCUGGAGGAGGGAGCAUGGGCAUCUCUUUCCUUCUCCUGGUGCUGCUGCAGAGACCGCGGGGCGGGCGGCUAGAGCCUGGCCCUUCUCCUGUACUCCGCGAGAUGUACAUAGCUGUAUAGUGGAUAUUUAUUCAUGGAUGUCUCUGUAACUGAUAUGCUUCCUGCUGCCACUUAGAGAGAGCAGGCUUUCCUAGUGAAGUCACUUGAAGCUGAUCGGUUUGUCUCCCCGUUUUCACACUAGUGUGUUGCCUUAAGCUCUCCUGCCAUCCUGUCCUUCUCUCUAAUAAAUGUGUUUUGCAACAGAAUCUGAGGGAACACUCGGCCUCCUGGGCCACCUGGUUCCAGUGUGGCCCUGACACAACGUGUGUCGUCAGUGGCCCGGGCCAGAGGCUCGGCUCUGGAAAUGCCCUGCAGACAUCUGCCUCCGGCAGCAGGCAGCAAGAACUGGGGCAAGUGUCCAGGGGCAAGCUAGCAGCCCUCCCCACCCCCAGCACCCCACCGUGAGUACCAAAAACCAGUGGUCCGGUUGCAGGCCUUGUCUCCCGUGGGCGCCAGAGGGCUGAAACAGCCCACCCAUUGCUGCUGGCUGCAGCCACACAGUCCUCCUGGUAGCAGACAGUUGUCCUCCCUGCUUGCCAUUCCUGGCAUUUUCCAAGACGUCGUCCAAAAGAGUCAAAUGCUUUCGGUGUAGCAUUGCUGGCAUCUGUCUGAGCUGCUAGUCUGGAUGCCAGAGUCUGGACCGUGGUUCUCCUUGGCCCACGUCACUGAAUGUUGGCAAGUUGGGGGCCCAGCUGAGCUAGUGUUCGGGAUGCAGGGGGAGUGGAGGGUGGGGAGAGAUGCACAGCACGCACCUCCCCCCCCCCGAAUAGUGGCUGAUCGCCUGGCACACAUCACUGGCAACUGGGCAGAUGCGGUGCUGUUCCUUGCCUCCUAGUGUUUCAUUGGGGAGCUCCGUUAUAUUGCCAUCAGGAAGGCACUGGCAGCUGUUUGGCUCUAAGCAGCAGGCUGUUGCUGCCGCGCGGGGAGGCUCUGCUAGCUGGAGCUGCUGCCGGUUUUCUCACGGCACAGUGAGCUCCUUGUAUUGCUGUUAUUCCCGAGCUGGCAGCUGGGAGAGGGGGAUCCGGGCCCCCCUCCUGGCAAGGAGGUCUCUCUUGUUCCAGUGGCCUGUGGGCAGAUGUCGCUUCUACGGCGAUUCCCAGCCACGCUCAGUUGUGGCUUGGAAUGAUGGGAGUUGUAGUUCCACAGCCGCGGGAGAGCUGAGGGGGCCUCCCGCUGCUGUGCAGGGCCAGGCCUCUCUCCUGCCACGGGAGGAGCAGACCGCUCUUCUGGGGGGACGUGAUGUGUGGCUGCCUUUGUGUCGGGGAGAACCACAUGGUUUCUGCAGCCAUUUUAAGCUGCUCAUCAGAGAUGUGUUGAAAAGCUUCUUCCCAGUCGCCCCCCCCCUUGCAUUCCUGACCUCUUGUCCAAGGCAUUGGUUGACUGCUUCGGGCCUCCCCCUUCCCACCCCUUGCCUGGGAUGGAGAAACUGCUUACUGCUCGCUCUCCUCUCCUGUUGGCCUACUUCCCUGCGCUGGUGUGCUGCAUUCCUAAUGCCAUGAAUAAAUCAGGAGCUGCUGGCUUAGAAGGGGGUGCAGCUGGAGCCACUUGGAGAACUGAGCUGCCAGCCCAGUGGCGGGGGGGGGGGCUCCCCGCGGGUCUCGAAUCGUGCCUGCCCUUCUUUGAGUUCCUGUUGUUGUAGGGCUGAAAUUGUAGCUAACGGAUCAAAAGCUAGCAGUAGGUUUAAGUGUCGUAGGGCCAGCUGUAAGGUCACGAAAAUGAAUUCAUCAGACUUAAUCAGGUUAGAUGUCCAGCAAACAAGAGAAAGAGGAGAGAUGGCCACUGGGCGCAAGCUAACGCUGUCCUCUAGAGACCGAAUAGGGAAAGAGUUGCCCUGGUCUAAUCAGGCUAGAAGUUCAACAAUAACGAAAAACAAAACCUUCCAAUUGGCGUAAAACAUAACAAGGACAGAUAUGCAGCUGCUCUCUGUUUGAAAAUGCCAAACCAUCAGUCACCGAAGAUCCCUUUUGAGGCAGAGAGCAGGAAAACUGCAGGUUAGCUGCACAGGCAGUCACGACUGCAGCCUCGUCACACAAUCAUAUCCGCAUUGGAGUGGUUUUGUGACAUGUCGGUGCUCCAGAGCACCGGAGUGGCGGUUUGGACUCACAAGUCUACAGCUGCUUCGGGAGCUCUGGCUAGAUGUUGUGCUAAUUUGCAGGCUGCCACUGUGAAGUUUCAAGGGGAUUUACUGCUAAACUAAAAAGCUUUGCGAUGUAACCGCAGGGGUGGGGCGGAUGAAGGGCAUCUGGUUGAAGUGCCUAGUUGGGAGCGCCGAUGCAGUGCUGGGAAGAGCCCAUGAGAGCGAGCGGAUGGAGAAACUGGUCAGGGGGGGCAGGGGACGGUUGGCAAAGCCCCCACUUGAGCUCUGUGUGUACUCACAGUCCAGAAGGCAAGGCCACCCCGGCGGCGGCGGCGGAACAGCACAACGUAGGCCACUCUUGUGCUUCACAGCCUGUAAACAUGUUUAUGCUUUUCUGCCUGAUCGUUUUCCACAUUCCUCAGUGGGAUGGCAACAGAGGCGGGCUGUGGAGUGCUUCAGUCGCACACAGAAGCGUGGGACACAACAAUGCACAGGAGCGUGCCGUGGGACGCUGGCUGCUGGGCAGAGCAAGGGCCGUGAGGGAGCCGCAGGAGGAACAUCAUACAUACAUGCAGAAGAGGGCUCCCGGUCCCCAAAGGGCUCACAGGCUACCCAAGGAACAUCAGAGGGGCACCAGCACCGGCCGCUGGAGGGACGACAUAAAGGAAAUCUCCGCUUGAAAACUGCGCCUCUUUAUCUCUUUACCUUAGAAUAGGACCCCACUUCCCUUCGCUGCCUGCCUGCCUGCGGAGAGAAUUCCCUUCUGCUGUAAACAAAGAGAUCUGCCAUUUCUCCCAUCCCCUCUGCUGAAAGGGCUGCAGUUUUCCAAAUGCAGCAGGAGAAACUGUGCUACAAAGAUGAAAAGCAUCGCGGGGAUUCAGACCCUGGAAGAGCUCACGGCUGUUGCUUGUGCAUUCCGAGCCAUAACAUUCAUGCACAAUUAUUAUUUGUUGCGUUUUUAUGCCGCCUUUCUGCUUUGACAAAGGCACCCAAAGUGGCUCACAAUAUUAAAGACAUUUAAAACGUC
Messenger RNA from Hemicordylus capensis (graceful crag lizard), 6129 nucleotides. It is a transcript of the gene CENPI, whose product is annotated as centromere protein I. Gene Ontology annotation, cellular component: kinetochore. The transcript has 22 exons. Bases 323 to 2575 code for a protein of 750 amino acids. Lineage: Eukaryota; Metazoa; Chordata; Lepidosauria; Squamata; Cordylidae. The record is from RefSeq and is a predicted model, not a curated record.